UAUAUAUAAAAAGAUAUACUGUUUUUUUUCAGAGAAAAUGGGGAACAUUCUUUCUUUUCUUUUCCCAGAGAAGGGUCAACUCCCUCAACCUUCUCCAUCCUCUUCAUCUCAGGAUGAAAGUUCCCUGGUUACUGGUGUUUCCUCUUCACAAGAUCCUCCCGCUGAUCCUGAACUGGUUUCCGAAGCAAUUGCAUUUGAAAAACCGGUUCCAGAGCCAGUUGAAGAGCCGGCUUCAGCAGCUGUUCAAGAUCCCGUUCAAGAACCAGUUCCUGAACUCGUUCAAAAAACAGUUCCUGAGUCUGUUCAAGAACCAGUUCUGGUUCCUGGGCCAGUACCAGAACCAGAAGUGGUUCCUGUCCAAAUUGACGUAGAAGAUGAUGAUAUAGAAAUCAUUGGAAAUAUAUCUGAUAAAGGCGAAAACAUUAUGGAUUCUGCUCCUUUGAUUGAAGAUACACCCAUUAAGGAAGAUUAUCCUGUGUUUGUUAAAGAAGAUUCUCCUGCCCCUGUAAAGGAAGAUUCUCCUGUGCCCGUUAAAGAAGAUUCUCCUGUCCCUGUUAAGGAAGAUUCUCCUGUGCCCGUUCACGAAGAUUCUCCUGCCCCUGUUAAAGAAGAUUCUCCUGUGCACGCAAAAGAAGAUUCUCCUUCCCCUGUUAAAGAAGAUUCUCCUGUGCAUGCAAAAGAAGAUUCUCCUUCCCCUGUUAAGGAAGAUUCUCCUGUGCCCGUUAAGGAAAUUGAUCAAGGAGUUGAAACUACUAACAACCCUGAUGUUGAAAUAAUUGACUUUAAUGAAGAUGAUUCAAAUGUAGCAAUCACUGCGCCGAAUAUAGAACCUUAUCCUGAAUUUGUUAAAGCAGACUCUCCUAACCCUGUUAAAUCAGAUUCUCCUGAACCUGUUAAAGCAGAUUCCCCUGAACCCUUUAAAACAGAAUCUCCUGAGCCAGUUAAAGCAGACUCUCCCGAGCCUAUUAAAGCAGAUUCUCCUGAGCCCGUUAAGGAAGACUCUAUUGAACCUGUUAAAGCAGAUUACCCUGAACCCAUUAAAGCAGACUCCCCUGAACCCGUUAAAGCAGACUCUCCGGACCCGGUCAAAGUAGACUCUCCGGAACCGGUCAAAGUAAACUCUUCGGAGCCUGUUAAACUAGGCUCUCCUGAACCCGUUAAAGUAGACUCUCCGGAGAAUGAUGAUGACUCAUCAAAAGCCUCAAUUGUGAAACUGAGAGAUUUCUUGAGUGACCCAGUUGAUGAUGUUGAGAUAAUCGGGAGUAUUGACGAGAAUGAAACUAAUGAAAAUGGCCUGCCAAGAUUGGAUAAUUGAAGCGGAACUGAAUACUUGAUGUGAUUUAGCUUGCAGUGUCAAUUCAGUUUAACUGCACAAUAAAUAAAAACAUAACUAAAUAAUGCAAUUAAACGUGUACAGUAAAGUUUACAUUGGAAACUUGGAACAUGUACUGUAUAAUUAAUAAAAUGAAACCUAAAGUUGAAA
Messenger RNA from Eurytemora carolleeae, 1483 nucleotides. Its product is annotated as cell surface glycoprotein 1. Bases 38 to 1315 code for a protein of 425 amino acids. The record is from RefSeq and is a predicted model, not a curated record. The transcript is spliced from 3 exons. NCBI's taxonomy places the organism in Eukaryota, Metazoa, Arthropoda, Copepoda, Calanoida, Temoridae.